CCUCUCAUGGCGUUUAUUUAAGUCUCCACCCUCCGCUCCGGGAAAUUCUUUUCUGUAUAUAUCGUGGAAUUUUUUGGGUUCUCGAGCUCUCCGCGAUCCCAUCCUCGCCGGCCCCCGCUGCUUCCGGCGAUUCUCCCGGAGCUUUUUUGGCCGACGCAGAGAAGAGAAUUGCGGCGUCUACCCGCACAGAGGAAGUAAUCAGCCCUGUUUAUCAAAGGCAGUUGGUAAGGCAUGGAUAGGCCUUGAGCAUUCUGCGCAAAUCAUGAAGAUAGAAACUGUCAAUGUUGAUUGCAGUACACUUGCCGCCUUCUGACCUUUUCUCCUCUGUUCACACUCUUAAUGUUGAUGAUUUUAGUGUCUGCACGCAGAUGAUGAAAAGACCUUACCACACAUGUUUUUCAUGAGCAUGCAUCCAAUGGCUGUCCUGAAUUAGACUGUCAGACUGAAAGAGAAACUAAGCACAAUUUUUUGGCAGAUAAAAUGGUUGAGCAAACCAAUCAAUCUGAAAAUAGUUUUAUGAAGAGUGAGCGUCAGAAUGGAGGUAAAACUGGACAGACAUGCAUUGAGGAUGUCUCAUAUGACAAGGAUGUAGUAGAGAUCAAACUGCCGGACACUGAUAUUUCUUCUGAUUACGGUGGCCAUUUUUUCAAGGAUGUCUGCAUUGAUGAAGGAGUUCUUGCUGAUCAGAAGACUUCAACAGAAAAUCUAGUAGAUCAAAAGGUGUCCCCAAACUUUGAUUCUUCAAUGGGAGAUACAAACGGUGACCUUAGCGAAGAGAUAAGAGCUGCGUCUACAAAAUCUGCACAUGAACUAAAAUCACAAAUAGUUAUUCUUCCUGUCAUGUGUGCUACUGAGGGUAAUACUGGGGAACAAUUUUCUUCAUGCGAAGUGCAUGAUCUUGAAGAUAACAAUACUGCAGCUGUCGAUUUAAAUGAUGAGAAAUUAAGUCCCAAACAACUACUAUGUCAUGAAGGUGCAAAAGGUUGUCAGCAGGUUGUCACGGUCAUUUCUGAGAGCAGUGAAGAUCAGGAGCCAUUUCUUAAUGGAGAAACAACUCAUCAGGGUUCAUCGAAUGACCGUCAUGAAACUGGAAUUGAUAUUGCAUCCGAGAGCAGUAACAUCAUUCACAUUGAUUUAUCAGUUGAAUCAAAUGUUGAUGACUUCUCAACGGUGAUGCCUGAAGAAGUUGUAGUCAGUGCAGCAUUAGAUAAGGGAGGAUCCAACCAAGUUAAUCACUAUAACCCUUUUAUUGCCUAUGGAUCAUUAGACGAUACAUGGGAACCUAAAUACUCUCUCCCUACAAUUGUGGAUGCCACUUCUAUAGCACCCGUCUGUCCUGUUGAAAAGACAGAUAGUUUUAGUGAUCUUGUCAACCGUGCAGUCGGAGGAUUUGAUUCUUUUGAAAUAGAUGAAGCCAUAAUUGAAGAGAAUAUGCCAGAUUCUGUAGAAGCAAGUGCAAGUAUGUUGGAUGUCCAAGCAUCUGAAGAGAGUAAUGAUCAGAGAGAAAGUCCCACUAAAGAGAUGAGAACUGAUGUGGCACAUGGAAAGGGUACGACCACAUCACUGUCAUCUAACAAUCCAGAACCUAGUGAUGUCAAAAGUGUGAACCAUCCAAAAUGUGAGAUCGAUUGUGCCCAAGAUGUACAUGAUUUUAACCCAAGAGAUGUGGAGGUUGACACAAAAGGAAGCAAGGAUGACACUUGCAGUAAGAGUUCUACUCUUGUGCAAACAGAAUGUGUGGUUCAACAAAAUGGAACUGAUAGCCCAAAAGUGACAGCACAAACUUGUCUUCGCAAUCCUUUUGAAUCAAGCUUCUCUGGGCCUAGUAUUACAUCAGGUCCACUAACGCCCUCUGGUCACAUACCUUAUUCUGGCAACAUUUCUCUUCGAUCAGAAAGUAGCACAACAAGUACUCGGUCCUUUGCAUUUCCAGUAAUACAGAAUGAGUGGAAUAGCAGCCCGGUGAAGAUGGCGAAAGCCGACCGCAGACGUUUGAGGCAUGACCGAGGCUGGGGUUACAGAAUCCUUUGCUGUAAAUUCUGAAUGUGCUUGACCCUGCAAUUUUCCUCUUGAGUUCAGCCCUUCGUGCCACGCUUGAGCCCGUGGUAGUCCAUGUUAAAUUCAUUCAAAUAUUGCUCCUUUCUCCCUCUCCCCCUCCUGCUGUCUCUCUCCCCAUGUCCUGCGGUUUUUAUUUAUCUAUAUCAGGUUAGUGGCUUGCCGCAUCCGGUAGUGGCUUGUAAUUUACACUAUGAGUGAGGAAUGAAGGUAUAGCUUCGAUAUAGCA
This is a messenger RNA of Phragmites australis (common reed), 2284 nucleotides long. RefSeq lists its product as uncharacterized. Gene Ontology annotation, biological process: regulation of asymmetric cell division. The transcript has 5 exons. The coding region runs from base 481 to 2043 and encodes 520 amino acids. The record is from RefSeq and is a predicted model, not a curated record. Lineage: Eukaryota; Viridiplantae; Streptophyta; Magnoliopsida; Poales; Poaceae.